Messenger RNA from Uranotaenia lowii, 4947 nucleotides. RefSeq lists its product as uncharacterized. The transcript has 2 exons. Lineage: Eukaryota; Metazoa; Arthropoda; Insecta; Diptera; Culicidae. Gene Ontology annotation, biological process: DNA integration; proteolysis. Gene Ontology annotation, molecular function: zinc ion binding; aspartic-type endopeptidase activity; nucleic acid binding. The coding region runs from base 1 to 4947 and encodes 1648 amino acids. The record is from RefSeq and is a predicted model, not a curated record.
AUGGCCGACGAUCUUCGACGUAUGUCCAAACAGGAACGGAUUUUGUGGAGUCUGCUAGAGAGCUUUGAAGAUUUCCUUCACGACUACGACGAUGUUCGGGAUCAUGGCUCACUUCAACCACGGCUGACUAAGUUGGACGAAGCCUACGAGAAGUUUUGUGAUCUGCGAGUUCGUAUAGAGAUGAUCCUUGAAGACCUUGAAGAGGAAUCUGAAGACGGCGACGAUAAGAAGGAAGUUCGAAAACGAGAAAGCAAAAAGGUGUAUAAGGGAUUUGUGACACGGUACUUUUCUUUGAAACAACAGCUGCUGUCGAAGAUGGAGUCGAUUCCCGCACAACCAACUCAAUCCUCUGUUUCCGACGUGGUUUUGCCGUGUCACACAAAGUAUCCAGAACUUCAGCUGCCAACCUUUUCCGGGAAGCUGUUGGAUUGGAUUAAUUUUCGAGACAACUUCAAGUCGCUGAUUCACGAUAAUGUCCAGUUGAACGAUAUGGAUAAGUUUAACUACCUCCGGACGUCACUGAGAGAUGACGCACUUCUCCAUAUCAAUCAAAUCCAAGUUUCAGCGAUGAACUACGGCCUAGCAUGGAGCACACUUGAAUCGAAAUAUGAGAAUCAUAAACUGAUAGCUCAGGAGCAUUUGAAAGCACUCUUAGCCACAUCUGCCAUGCGGACAGAAAGUUACGAAGCAUUAAAUGUAUUGUUGUCGACGUUUAAAAUCAACCUUCAACAAUUAGAAAAACUCGGCCAGAAGACUAGCAACUGGAGCACAUUGCUAGCGUUUAUGCUCUCACAAAAAUUGGAUGCCGAAACAUACCGUCUGUGGGAAACUCACCAUGCUUCUAAAACCGUCCCUACCUAUGAAGCUAUGGUUGAGUUUCUAGAAAACCAUUGUUCAAUCCUGCAGUCAACGGCCAGUCGCAGUGGCGACGAUCAUCAUCGAAACACUAGAGCUCCUAUCAGUCAUAGCACAGCAACGUUCGAGAGUUUCUGCCCUAUUUGCAACAAUGGUCGACACAAAGCAGAACAAUGUAACAGACUCAUUAGGAUGCGAGUCAUCGACAGGAAAGUUUUGGUGCGCAGAAUGGGGCUAUGUCUGAAUUGUUUGGAUUCCGGACAUUUUGUUGCUGAUUGCAUGCAGGAAUCCUGUUUGAAGUGUGGACAAUAUCACCACGUUCUUUUGCACCCGUAUUCUCCCAACCAAAGCAGCCAACAAAACAUGCAGAACGUCUCUCAAGACCCACGAAGACCUCAACGCGCGGACAGUCAAACAAGAAGGCAACCUUAUACACAACAGGCUCAGUCCCGGAUGAAUAGCAACCAAUCUUCACAAAACAUCUCACAACCUACACAACAGCCACCUCCCACAAACACUCCCACUCUUAGCCACCACACUUCUACUCUACUAGGUACACGACGCAACACCCACACCGCCAUCCUGUCGACAGCCGUUGUCAUGCUGUCUGAUAGCAGUGGCAACAAAGUUUUAGCUCGUGCGCUGUUAGAUAAUGGCUCACAGAUUUCUUUAAUGACGGAGCAUUUGUCGCAGAAGUUGAAAUUUGUUCGUUUUCGAGAAAAUCUUCCCGUGAAAGGCGUUGGAGGAUCCAUUCACAUUUCUAAGGAGUCCGUUCUUGGUCGAAUUGUGUCGCGAACUUCGUCGUUUAAAACUGAUGAGAUAAAAUUCUUCGUGCUUCCUCGAAUCACAAUAGAUUUGCCACAGAGAAGCUUUGAUGUCAGCGCCUGGAAUCUUCCGUCGUCCAUCCGCUUAGCCGAUCCCAGAUUCAACGAAUCUAGCUCAGUUGAUCUUGUUAUAGGAGUCUCCACCUUUUAUGAGUUGUUACUAGCGGAGCAAAUGAAGAUUACUGAUGCUGGUCCAAUUCUUCAAAACACCCAGCUGGGAUGGAUCGUAGCAGGAGAGUUUCCAGAAACGCCAGUCACUUCUUACAGCGCCAUGACACCAGAAGUUUCCACUGAUGAGGUACUGCAGCAGCUAACCAAAUUCUGGGAAUUGGAGUCCUGCCGAACGAAAAGUUGUUUGUCAAUUGAAGAGUCCACUUGUGAAGACAUCUUUAAUCAAACUACUACUCGAGAUCCCGACGGAAAACUAAGAGUUUUUCUCCCAAAGAGAGAGUUUAUGAUUGAAAGAUUAGGUAAUUCGAAGCGGGCAGCCACGAAACGUUUUCUAGCUUUGGAAAACAGAUUGAAAACUAAUCUUGAGGUGAAAGCUCUUUACACAGCUUUUAUUCAUGAAUACCAGUUGAUGGGACACAUGCGUGAGGUACACGAGGUCGAAGAUGAACCUGCAGUCUGUUACUACCUACCACAUCAACCGGUGAUGAAACCCAGCAGUACAACUACAAAACUCAGAGUGGUGUUCGAUGCUUCUUGCUCCACCAGCUCUGGAGUUUCUCUAAAUGAUAUCCUGAUGGUAGGACCAGUCGUCCAGGACGAUUUAAUAGCAAUCCUAUUGAGAUUUCGUAUCCACAAGUACGCGAUAGUUGGAGACAUUGAAAAGAUGUAUCGCAUGGUAAACGUUCAUGAGAAAGAUCAGCCGCUACAACGGAUUCUGUGGAGAGAAUCCAGCGAAGAACCGCUCCGCACGUACCAGUUAACUACAGUAACCUACGGAACAUCUUCUGCACCGUAUUUAGCAACGCGAUGCUUGCUGAAAUGUGCUGAGGAUGGAAAAUCUUCGCAUCCAGACGCAGCAGUCAUUAUAAAAAAGAAUUUUUACGUCGACGACAUGCUAGCGGGAGCGCAUACUAUUGAUGAAGGGAAAAGCAUGUGCAAAUCAACUGUAGAGCUGUUGAACUCUUAUGGAUUUUGCCUGAGGAAGUUGAACAGCAACCAUCCCGACUUGCUACGUGAACUUCCAGCACAUUUAUGUGACAAGAAAGAUUUCUUGGAUGUACAGACCGGAAAUAGUACCAUACAAACCCUCGGACUUACUUGGGAACCAGCACAGGAUUUGUUUUGGUUUAAGCUACCAGUUUGGAAACCUGUUUUUCCGGUUACAUUUCGCCUUGUCUUGUCUGAUACUGCGCGUUUGUUUGAUCCCUACGGUUUCGCAGGUCCAGUUAUAGUCCAAGCAAAGAUGUUUCUCCAAGAACUUUGGAAGGAAAAGUAUUCUUGGGACGAACCAUUAAAAGAUGAGCAUCAGCAAUUUUGGCUGGAGUUUAGGGACAAAUUAAAUGGUCUAGAUGGAGUAUCUAUUCCUCGAUGGAUCGCAUUCCGCAAGGACGUGAUUGCAUGCGAGAUUCACGGAUUCUGCGAUGCCUCUGAAAAGGCUUACGGAGCUGCGAUUUAUUUACGAAACACAACCAAGGACGGAGAGGUUACUAUUCGGCUGGUGACUGCCAAAUCCAAAGUAGCUCCUCUGGAUGAUGUUAAAGGGAAAAAACGGAAGCAAACAAUAGCGAAUCGUGUCUCAGAGAUUCAGCACAUCACUCGUGACGGUAUUUGGAAUCAUGUUCCAGGUAUCGAGAACCCCGCAGACAUUAUAUCCCGAGGGCUCACACCUGCGCAAUUGGCCCAAAGUUCACUUUGGUGGAAUGGUCCAGAAUGGUUGGCGAAGGAUUCUAAAAGCUGGCCACAGAGCUCGCCAAAUGAGCAGCAAUUCGAUUCAGUUUUGUUGGAAGAAAAACCUUUAGUCUGUGCGGCUCUGCAGAUCUUGUCACACAGUGAAAUUUUUGGACUUAAGGAAUCACUCCUGGGUCUCGUGCGAUUGACCGCCUGGAUGCGUCGUUUUGCCUUCAAUUGUCGACAUAAGGAUCCCAACGAACAUCGAAUUGGAGUAUUGAAAAGUGAGGAGCAUAAAGAAGCAUUGCUGUGUUUAGUAAAAAUAGCCCAAUCGGAAAGUUUCCCUGUUGAUAUAGCGGACCUCGUAGCGAAAAAUGAAGUGAAGUCUUCAUCGAGAAUACUUCCAUUUCAUCCAAUUAUGAAAGAUGGGGUUUUAUGCGUAGGCGGGCGGCUUAGAAAUGCUGCGAUUCCCGAGGAGCGAAAGCACCCGAUGCUGUUAGAUAACAGACAUCCUUUGACAAAGCUAGUAUUUGUGGACUAUCAUCAUAGACUUCUUCAUGGUGGACCACAACUGAUGAUGGCGAGUGUUCGAGAACGCUUUUGGCCGAUUGCAGCUCGGAAUUUAGCCAGAGAAGUUGUGCACAGUUGUGUAAGAUGCUUUAGAGCGAGACCACGUGUUCAUGAACAAUUGAUGGGAGAUUUACCUAUGGAACGCGUAUCGCCGGCCCCAGUAUUCCAGCGAGUUGGUGUGGACUAUUGUGGUCCUUUUGAAAUCAAAGCUAUCCAUCGGAAAGGAGCUAUGAAUAGAUGCUACGUAUGCGUAUUCGUGUGUCUCGUCGUGAAAGCUGUUCACGUGGAAGUCGUAGCAGAUCUUUCCACCGGUGCAUUUGUAGCAGCAUUUAGGAGGUUUACAAGCAGACGUGGGAGGCCCGUACUUGUCAUGUGCGACAAUGGCACCAACUUUGUAGGAGCUCGUCGAGAGCUGAAUGAAUUACAUCGUUUGUUUACUGCCGAGCAAUUUCGAAACUCUGUAGUUACAGAAGCCGCCAGUGAGGGCAUCGAGUUUAAGUUCAUCCCUCCCAGAUCACCGAAUUUUGGUGGAUUGUGGCAACAAGUUCAAGCGAUCAACCAGUUGAUUUGGAAGCGUUGGUCGACCGAUUACCUGUCACAGCUUCAAAGCCGGAACAAAUGGACGAGGCAAAGAUCCAACCUGCACAUUGGAACAAUGGUUCUGCUCAAAGAGGACAACUUGCCUCCUCUAGAAUGGAAACUAGGACGCGUUACUAACAUCCAGCCUGGUUCAGAUGGAAACAUCCGUGUAGUUACAGUCCGCACGCAAUAUGGAGAGUUCACGAGAGGUAUCUCCAAGAUUUGCAUUCUUCCCAUCCGAGACAAUCAGCCAUCUGAAAAUCCACGCGAGCAUCAUUAA